CGCCCUGGGAUCCCCGUCGACAGCUGCGUGCCGUUGUGCCCCGAAUUUAAUACCUCAGACUCCGUUGCGUGUCAUGCCGAAGCCCUUGUCUCGUAACAGUCAUGUCCGACGAAGUUUCCGACUUUCUGCGCUCGGUCGAGUUGCUGAAGGAACGGCGAGAAGAAGAAGACGAGGCCAGGUCGCGAGAGCUUGAGGAGAAGAUUCUACAGGAGAAGAAAGAACGCCAGGCGCGACGUGCAGAGCGCGCAAGAUCAAUUUCACCACAAAAAUCAUCCCCUGCAAACACCCCGCCGCCAACUGCCCACCGCAGGGGCAGCGUCCUCGCGUCGGCUUCUGACGGCACAAGUUUGGCAUCACCCGGCCCUGAGAGCACUGGGAGUCCCAGGCAGCGCGCCGGUGAACUGUCCUCGGAGAUCAUGGAAAGCACAGCCGACUAUUCGGGCUCGCCUACCAAAGAGAACGACUCGCCAUUCGAGUCGGAUAUCAAGCGCACCAGCCUGACGAUGGGCUCGCCCUCCAUCGGCAUGCCGGCGGCGCGAUCUCCCCUUUCGUGGCAGAGACGACCAACCUCACAGGCGUCGGACCGGCCCAAGAGCAGACCUUUGUCUAUGGUAGCUGCCGAAAACGCCGCCCGUAACUCGCCUGUCCUCGCCGAAUCCGCGCCAGCGACGGAACAGACGAUGUCACGCGACCAGAUCGCUCAAUCUCUCGCGGGGAAGGACCCUUCCUGGUUCCGUCAGACUGCUGACCCAGGCCGUGGUUCCGCAGCAUUCAGGAAGAACCAGGUGGAGGACCAGGACACAGCGGACAUGUCUUCUGUACGCACUCAACUCCCUGGUAUGUCCCGAGAACCGACGAUAGAACCACCCAAGGAGAGCCCGGGUGUUCGACCAGUGACGCCUACCACCUUGCCAAACAACCGCGGAUCACCACUCCCGCUGACCGGCUCGCAACGUCUGGAUCCCCCCGUUGGUGACGGCUCUGAGGACGCGGAUGCCCCUGCUCUUAGUCGCCAAUCCAUAACCUCGCCUCCAGGCCGGACGUCACCUACCAGGCCGGUCUCACCCACCAAGGGAAUGGGUGGGUUUGUGCAGAGCGCCAUGAUGAAGCGUUCUGACAGCGUCAAAAGGUGGAGCGUCAACUCUCCGGCUGGCUUGCAGCGAGUGGAUUCUGCUAAGUCUAAUGCUGUCGGUAGCUUGGACAACACGCAGCGCCCCUCCACCCCUCAAACCCGCGCACGUUCAAAAAGCAUGCUCAGGGAGGGGCCGGAGACAGUUGUAUCGUUGCCAGCUCCGAACGUAGACAAUGAAGCCGAGGAUGAGAAACCGGACAUCGAUGGUGGCUCGGUCGCGCCGGCAGAGGCGACAACGAAGGAGGAACAGGAAAAGACAACUCCACCAACAAGUCCGUCCAAAACAAUGGAUCCAAGGCGAUGGAGCCCGACAAAGAAUUCCAGCUGGCUGGAGGCCGCUCUGAACAAGCCUGAAUCACCGAAAGCGAAGCCGACUUCGCCUGCGCCAGCCCAACCGGCAUGGAUGGUCGAACUGAAUAAAGCAAAGGCGCAGAAGGCAAGUGCUGAUCUCGCGCGGAGCGCUUCUCAACACAAGAAGCCUGAGAUCAAGACUGGUGGGCUUAUGAGGUCUACGCCUAUGGGCGCGAGUCUCAAGCCAAGCGCUUUGAGCGGGCUUCCAGCUGUGCCGCCGGUAUCAACAACAAACAAGCCGGCCAUUGCCGAAUUGCGCGGCAGUCUUAGAAGGGCCUCCCCAACGACCGAGGGUCCAAGCGAGAGCCCUGGAGAUGCCGUAGCCGCGGCUAAGGAUAAACUCGAGUCCCAGUCAAAGAAAGAUUUCCGUGGAAACCUCAAACCCCGAGCUCCGCCUCCGGAACCGCAGUCAUCGGAGCCCACCGAUGAGCUGAAAAACGUCUUUGGGAGUUUGCGGAGGACAAAGACGCAGAACUACGUGGCUCCCGAUGAACUCAAGGAUAACAUCCUCCGAGGCAAGGCGGCCCUGAAUCUCACAGGUGGACCCAAGAAGACAGAUCGGAAAGACGACUUCAAGGAAGCCAUUCUCAAGAAGAAGGAAGAAUUCCGGAAAUCUCAACAAGAAGGCCGGGGCGUCUCAAGAGCGUUGAGUUCUGCAAGUGAAACGUCUAUCCCUGAGGGGAUCGCAAAGAAGCUGGAAUUGCAGAGGACAGGGACAUUCUCCAGGCAAACGCCAACUAGCCCUGAAUUCCCCCUCCAGAGUCCCGUACUCAGCGUGUCAAACCGGUCCAGUCAUAUCUCUACAGGAUCAAAGCACGAUGUUCCCGCUCUCGGCUCAGGGGUCGCGUUGAAGGCUUCGUCCGAGCCGGCACUGUCGACCACGCUCCAGAAAACAACAGACGCUCCAGGCCGGAUCCAAAGCCGAGUGGGAGGUUUAGCAGAACGCUUCAACCCCGCGUUGGCUGGUCUCAUAGCGAGAGGCCCCCCAUCAAUCUCUGGUCCAUCCAAAGGCCCAGGAGCAUCAAGUGCUUCCGGGUCCAAGGCAGCGGAGAGUGGCGAGCCCGCAGGACCUGGCCCUCAACUGACCCAUAUGACGAAGAAUCGAGCCCGUGGCCCUAGGAGGAAGGCUCCAACCUCCGUCGCUGCGCCAGUCGAUGCGGCCAAGGAGCAGGCAGGGGAAUCAGCCCCCGAACCAGAGAAGAAGCCAGUUAUGUCACCUCUUGAGUCAACCCGGAAGCUGCCUUCUCCUCCCCAAAAGCCAGAGCCGUUUGGGCUUCCGAAGUCCGAGACCAGUUCGCUUGUCGGUUCGAGGAACUCAUGGAUCCGAGACAAGCCGAAGGCUGCUGUUGAGAUGGUUUCUUCGGCCGACUCAUCUACAGGCGUGUCCAAGGAGGAACCGAAAUCAGUUGGCCAAGCCAACACUCCGCUCAAAACUCGACCACGCUCUCCAACCAAAGUCCAUGAGCAGGUGGCAGCCCUGGCAGCCCUGAAUCAGCAGCUGCCAAAGCCUGCUGAACCGAGGGGUGAGGCACCGCAGCCCGCUUCACCCAAGACCCGGCCGCGUUCUCCGACGAAAGUCCAUGAACAGGUAGCAGCCCUGGCGGCCUUGAGCCAGCAGUCACCAAAACCUGCUGAACCGAGCGGUGAGGUAUCGCAGCCUUCUUCGCCCAGGAAGCUCGACCUGAAGAGGAUGUCCAAGUUUCUCGAUGAACAAGCUCCACCCGACCCGAAGCCCGAGCCGGUCAAGUCCAAGCCUUCCUCGCCGGUCAAGGACCGUUUCCCUGCUCUUGCGUCCCCUCCCGUUGAGAAGCAACUGGGAAACGACGCCUCUGACUUGAAGCCUGCGCUUCCGAUCAGGAGCGGCACGACAUCAUUCGGUGGAGUUGGCUUGGGGUUGACACAGCCGGCUCCGGCGCCGAAGUUGGCAGCCGAGAAGGGCAUCGAAACUGAGCAACCACCGCCAGUGCCCGCUAAAGUGUCGAAGCCGCUUCCUGCACCUCCCGCUGCAACCUCUCCGCCUAUGACGUCUCCCCGCAUACCUUCCCCAGUGCGCUCACCUGGCAAACAGUCCUCAGAUGUGUCAGGUCUCAUCAAUGAAUUUUUCGGACCAGAGCGGCCGCGGCGGAAGUACGCGGCCGAUGCCGCCGAGAUCCUUAUGAGGCGGCCGGUGUCCACCGACAAGAUCCAGACGCAACGGGCACAGCUGAUCCAGCUCACCGCCGACGGCAAGAGGAUCCCUGUGCCCUCGCAUUAUGAGCGGGUGCUGUUUGAGCGCGAGAUGUACAUCUGCCCGCACACGUACAUCGCCGUCACGGGGAGGAAGGUCAACGAAGUGUACUUCUGGGCUGGCGACGAGGUUCCCCAGUCAGAGGUGGACGAUGCCCAUCUCUUCGCCGCACGAGAGGCGAGGUCCUUUGGCGGGAAGCUCAUCAAGUUGCUCCAAGGCAAAGAGACGUCCGAGUUCCUGCAGGCUCUCGGCGGUAUUGUGAUUAUCCGGCGUGGAUCGAGCAAUAAAUAUGACUCGCUGGCGCCAAACAUGCUCUGUGGUCGGCGGUACUUAGGACAGGUCGCCUUCGACGAGGUCGACUUCUCUCCUAUGAGCUUGUGCUCCGGCUUCCCCUACCUCAUUACCCAACAAGGCAAAUGCUACCUCUGGAAGGGGAAGGGCAGCAACGUGGAAGAGCUGGGGUGUGCCCGGCUCGUGGGCAUGGACCUUGCCCUGAUGGGUGAGCUGCUCGAAGUGGAGGAGGGUAGUGAGCCGGACAGCUUCUGGGCUAUCUUUGGCGGAAUCACACGGCCAAGCUCGGCGGAUCACUGGCGGCUGAAGCCGAAUUACGACAAAUACUGCGGGAGGCUGUUCUGCGCCAGCGCUGGCGACAAGGAGCAGAUAACUGAAAUAUCGCCCUUCAGCCAAGCCGACCUCGUAACCUCCAAUAUCUACGUCCUCGACGCCUUCUUUGAGAUGUACAUCAUUGUCGGCGCCCGCUCGCAGCACCAGUACGCCGCCUUCCGGAACGCGCUGGACUUCGCGCAAGAGUACGCCAUACUGGCAGCGGGCAUGGAGGACAGGCCGUUUGUGCCGAUCUCCACGGUCGUGCUGGAGGGGAUACCAAGGGAUAUGAAGAGCGUCUUCCGGAAAUGGAGGGAUGCGGCUAGCCCGACGGUCAUGCACGUCUCCCCGCAGGCCGGGAAUCCCAGUUCCGGUGCCGGUGCCGGUCCGCAGAGGCCAGGCGGGCUGAAGCGAGGAAGGAGUCUAAGAAUUGUGCCGCUGACGCAGGCGCUGCAAGCGCUUUCGGAAUAGACUACCACGCUGGGGGUGGAGGGUGGAGGACUCCUUUUUUCUCCUUUUUUCCUUUUUUCAUUUUUUUUUUUUUUU
This is a messenger RNA of Chaetomium strumarium, 4859 nucleotides long. RefSeq lists its product as uncharacterized. Bases 102 to 4784 code for a protein of 1560 amino acids. The transcript has 3 exons. Gene Ontology annotation, biological process: barbed-end actin filament capping; actin filament severing. The record is from RefSeq and is a predicted model, not a curated record. Gene Ontology annotation, molecular function: phosphatidylinositol-4,5-bisphosphate binding; actin filament binding. Lineage: Eukaryota; Fungi; Ascomycota; Sordariomycetes; Sordariales; Chaetomiaceae.